Molecule: messenger RNA, 189 nt
Organism: Thlaspi arvense
Lineage: Eukaryota; Viridiplantae; Streptophyta; Magnoliopsida; Brassicales; Brassicaceae
Source: the annotation of a GenBank genome assembly
AUGGAUUCGGGGCUAUCAUGGGCUGAUCAAUGGGAUUACAACUCUGACCCGCCUCCAAAUUCAAGUAAAGAAGAUGAUAAGAAGAAAAAGAAGAAGAACAACAAGGAAGACGGAAACAAAAGCAGUUUCGGGAAGGCCAUACUUGGCUUGAAAUGGGUGAAGGAACUUCGCAAGAAAACUGAUAAGUAA